This is a messenger RNA of Uncinocarpus reesii 1704, 1476 nucleotides long. RefSeq lists its product as uncharacterized. NCBI's taxonomy places the organism in Eukaryota, Fungi, Ascomycota, Eurotiomycetes, Onygenales, Onygenaceae. The coding region runs from base 1 to 1476 and encodes 491 amino acids. The transcript is spliced from 6 exons. Gene Ontology annotation, molecular function: hydrolase activity, acting on ester bonds. The record is from RefSeq and is a predicted model, not a curated record.
AUGGAGAUGAUCUUCUUCGGGCCCUUCGCCGCGUGCGGCAGACGGUGGAGGUGCGCAAGAUUUCUACAGAUUCAUAUCGACUGUUGUACUCAUUCCGUACAGGAGAAAAACCGGUCGAUUAUCUUCAUCGGUCACAGUUUUGGCGGGCUGAUUGUAAAGCAGGCCUUGGUAAAUGCACGGGCUGAUGACUUUGGCGACCGAAAUAAUAUAUGUCAGCAAACCCGCGGUCUUAUAUUCCUAGGCACCCCUCAUAAAGGCGCGAAUCUCACUAUUGCCGGAAGGCUUCUCUCCCUCUUGGGCCACUGGAGGGGCUCAGAUACCAGCCUCCUUAGGGUAGUAGAGCGUGAUUCGAUCAUUAAUCAAGACCUACACAGUGAUUUUAUGAUCUUUCUAAGAGAAUACUGUGGGCUUACGAAUACGGUGUGCAUUUUUGAGGCUGUGAAGGAAUCGCUCUAUGGGUUUCCAAUUGUUCAGGUGAGUACACUUGGUUUCGACCGGGGACAUCGUGAUAUCCAACGAUUUACAUCUCCACAAGAUGAGAAUUACCAAGAUCUUCUUAUCUGGAUAAAAAAAUGGUUGGGAGAGGGGAAAGAAAUCACUGAAGAGAAAACGCAAACCGAGACCGUACAAAAUCAAAAUAAACCAGCGCCUCAACUUUCGUUUCCAGACCCUCCUCGGAUCGAGCCUAGCGGGCAAGAAGCUAGAUUGGGGGCCAUUCAGACCACAGACUUAAACGAUGACAGAGCGGAACCCGAGAGACCUCGUAAAGUAGCGGGUAAUGACCCUUAUCGAGUCGUGGAUGACAGCCGUUGGUCGACUGAAUGGCACGAUCAAGAAAGGACCAUCACUAUCGAGAACUCCUCUGGCUCUCAUAACAAGAUCUACAACAUUUAUUCCGCACCAAUUUCAGUCGACUUCCAAUCCCCACGUUCCGUCAUUUGGUACAAAUCAAUGCCAAUGCCGAAUAACUCUCGUAUAAAAAUCACGUACAGCCCGAGGCUCUAUGCGUUUGUCGGCUAUUCGUCUACCCCCAGUUCUCAGUUAAGUGACAAUACACAGAUCUCCAUAACAGAAUAUGUACCGGUAAACGUUGGGUCUUUUAUCGGAAAUGGCUCACAGUUGUUCAUUGAUCGCACCAUCAACAUCAAAAAGCUCGAUGGUAACGCCCCGCGUGGUGCAUUUGAUAUUGUUACACACGCUGGGAUACCAUGGCCAAACCGGUACGUUGUCGGCCUGGCUAUAAUGCGGGCUGAAGAAGUCGUUCCCACAGCUGUUGUUGCGGCGAGACCAGGGAUGGAGUAUCGUUUCAAACCAAACGAUACGAUCUGUGUCAAAGCCGGGAAAUUGGAUUGUGGAGCAUUGCAUUCUCCAGAUGACGAAUCGGGUCCGGUAGGAAAGAUAGAGAUUCAAGGUGCGCUGAGAGAUGCACAUGUUAUAGAGACGCCAGAUUGGAACUUUGACGUUCGAUAUACCUGA